Sphaeroforma arctica JP610 is the source of this 1701-nucleotide messenger RNA. RefSeq lists its product as hypothetical. The coding region runs from base 184 to 1392 and encodes 402 amino acids. The transcript is spliced from 3 exons. Lineage: Eukaryota; Ichthyosporea; Ichthyophonida. Gene Ontology annotation, molecular function: chitinase activity. Gene Ontology annotation, biological process: cell wall macromolecule catabolic process; chitin catabolic process. The record is from RefSeq and is a predicted model, not a curated record.
GAAGCUGUUACGAACAGUGCGAAGUCUGCGAAACAAAUCUUCAAUCGUAUGAGAGAUAGAAUCAAAGUCUGCUGCGCUUUGCAGACCGAAUAUUGAUCUAUUACGGGCCUAGAGCUUCUAAUCGUUACUGUAUCAGCCAUUCUUCAGUGUCAGCAAUAUCACAAAUUUUAUAAAUACUCCAGUAUGAGAUUCCUUGCUGGCUUUUUGGUUUGUAUACUGGGAGCACAUGCUGUCGAGAGUCGUGCAACAUAUGUAGCAGGCGUUCUAUCCGUGGAUGAAUUCCUGAACCUGACGAUAGGAGAAUACAUAGCAAUGACCGACACUCUAUUGAUAGCGGAUAUAAGUCCUGUCUGUUCCGCUGGACUGAAUGCGAUGAAAGCGACAUCCAAGAUUCUACCAUUGGUAUGUGCAGCUGUCGGCUCCGCGCCUAUAGAAACUACAACAGAAAACUCUGUAGAGAUAACGACGACGGAGGAGGUAUCAAUAAUAGGGGAGAUAGUAGAAAGCGAAUCGAGCACCCUCACGUCACUGAAUACCAUUGAAGCAAGUGCAACAGAUACAACCGUGAAUACAACAAUCGUAUACAACGGAACAGGUAUUGAAUCGAUAAUCAACCGGGCUACAUUUGAGGAGCUUUUCUCACUGAGAUUCAACGCUGAAGCUUGUCAAAAGGGAGUGGAUGUGCUCACUUAUGACAACUUUGCCACAGCUAUAAAUUAUUACUAUCCGGAAAUGGUGGUAAAUAAUGGGACCCGUGAUCAGAAAUAUCGGAAUGUAGCGGCAUUCCUUGCUCAGAUGUCUCAGGAAACAUCCGGGCGUGGCGAAGGUGAUCCAUAUUUAUGGGGCCUCUGCUUUAUCGAAGAGUUAAUAUGUGAUGAGAGCUGUCCACAAUAUACUGACGAAGGUUCUUGGGAAUACCCACCAGUACCGGGGGUGUCAUACCAUGGGCGAGGGCCUAUUCAGAUCUCUUGGAAUUACAACUACGGGCUUCUGAGUGAAGCGUUGUUCGAUCACAAGGAGAUUUUAUUAAAUAAGCCAGAAAUGCUCGUAACUGAUGGUGUAGUGGCAUUCCGGUCUGCACUAUGGUUUUGGACGACCCAGCAAUGGGCGAAGCCAUCGUGCUUUGAUAUUAUGAUGGAAACCGCUCCCCCGUGCCAACAUGCCGGGCGAGUCCCAGGAUUUGGAUGGACCACCAAUGUGAUAAAUGGUGGGCUAGAAUGUGGCAUAGAAACACCACAGAAGGUGGAAAACAGAGUGCAAUACUACCUGUCAAUAACAAGUGCACUGGACGUAGAUCCUGGUAAAUAUUUGUACUGUGAUGAGAUGGCGAAUUAUAGCACCGACUUUGACUGUCCGGCACCGGAAACUACACAAGAUAGCUUGGCGCAGUAAGCACCAGCUGCUAUUACAUAAUAGAGUACAUGAUGGUCGCACACUCUACAACCUCGGUGGUGCAAACUGCACUGUGUGUCUUGAAGCCCACCGACGCGGCGAAUAGAAGAUAAACCUCUCAGCAGAAGUCACGAUUUGUAAUCUGGCCGUCUACAUUACAUAUAGAGAACAUUUGGGGGCGGACACAACUACCGAUAGUCACCGCCACCACACAAUAUACGUACCAUUGCGUUUGGUAUGAUCGUAUCAAUAUUGAGAUGGUUGCGUAGAUAUGAUUAAAUAAUAUUAAAGAUCGAUUGUUUGGCGGGA